AAAUGUUUGACAUUUGUUUUGUGCCGCUCAGAUGCUGAAGAAGAUUUCCUCCAAAGAAGCUCUGGAGGACCAAUCCACGGCCGAGCUGGACGCGCUGAAGCACAGAGACUGGGCUCGUCUGUGGGUGCAGCUGAUGAAGGAGCUGAGGCAGGGGGUGAAGCUGAAGAAGGUCCAGGAGCAGCCGUUCAACCCGCUGCCCACCGAGUUCAGCCUGACGCCCUUCGAGAUGCUGAUGCAGGACAUCCGAGCUCGCAAGUUCCAGCUUCGCAAAGUCAUGGUGGACGGUGAUAUUCCUACCAGAGUGAAGAGAAGCGCCCAUGAGCUGAUCCUGGACUUCAUCAGAUCCAGACCUCCUCUUAAACCUGUCUCAGAGCGCAGCCUUCCUCCUCCUCCUCCGCGGGAGCCUUCGCUUCAUGACCGGAUUCUGGCAGAGAUCAAGCAGGAGAGGAAGCUCAGGCCUGUGGUGCCGCACACCGCCAGGCCAUUCGGCUCGCUGCCCUGUCUGGCUCAGACGUGUCCUUGCAAUGUCAAAUCUACGUCAUGCAUCGAUCUGUCUGUGUCGGAGCCCCGGCCGUCGCUGCGGCCUCGCAUCCUGCUCAAGGCCCCGACGCUGGCGGAGAUGGAGGAGAUGAGCAUCUCUGAGGAAGAGGAGUCCCCGGACAGCGGGGACAUGAGGAGGACUGAGAGCUCUCCGGCGCCGCUGAAAAGAGACCGAUCGUUUUCGGAGCAGGACCUGGCCUUCCUCCGCGGGGACAUGCUUCCCUCGCUGUCGGAGUCAGCCCAGCUGGGCGAGACGGUCAGACUGCAGGACGUGAGGCCGCGGUCCAGAACGCUGACUGGUGCCGGAGCGCCUCCUUAUCACCGAGCUUCCUUCCCCGUCUACGGCUGGGCGCCGCCGUCUCCCGCUCGCCUGUCUCUGAGUUCGGUCGACGAGGCCACGGAGGGCCUCGAGACGACAACGGACUCCAGAAGCGGAGACCAGUGGAUGGAGGAGUUCAGCCACCCCGUUGAGAGUCUGGCCCUUACGCUGGACGAGAUCAUCAACGUGCGUCGAGUACUCGUCAAGGCAGAAAUGGAGAAAUAUCUUCAGAGCAAGGAGUUGUACAGCAACCUGAAGCGAGGAAAGGUUUGCUGCUGCUGCAGAGUGAGAUUCCCUCUCUUCUCGUGGCCAUCUACGUGCUUACUGUGCAAAAGGUCAGUGUGUGGCUCUUGUAGUGCAAAGAUGAAGAUUCCCUCCAAGAAGAUGGCUCAUAUUCCUGUGUACACGGUGGGAUUUCACAGCACCCCAAAAGGCCAUGAACACAAAAGCCAAGUCUACAAAUCCCUGCGGACUCUGUCCCGCCACUCGGUGGAGGAGGAGUUCCCGCACCUGUACGCUCACGGCUGCACGCUGCGCGACAUCUGCGCCGAAUGCACAAAGUUUGUCGCCGACGUCAUCUCCUCCAGCCGCCGGAGCCUGGACAUCCUCAACAACACUCCAAAGAGAGAGGCCAAAGCCGCUCAGAGGCCACAGCUGCAGCGGCAGUCCAACUUCGAGGCUUCGCCUCAACCAAAUCACCAUCACCACCAACCACCUUCAUCGCAGCUCCACCGCAGCGAGACGGUCCGCAGCACGAAGCAAUGACUGGCUCAGACUCUGACCUCACUGUGCACACCGUUUGUAUUUAAAGAAGGGAGGGCUCUGCGAGGGUUUGCGGCGUGUCUUAAUGAUCAUAUAAUCCAGUAAAGGUGCUUCAAAGUUAAUUUUGCUGGGUUGGAGCAUUAAAUGUAUCAUUUAAUAGUCGAGUUUAGGUCUAAAAGAUAAAAAAAAAAUCACUGAAGCUGUUAAGAACUCUUUAGCAAGAAUGUAGACAUGCCAGCUUUUUUGCACAACUGCUUUACCUUCCUUAUCUCACCAUCUUCACUCUCAACACACUUGUUGACUUAAAUCUCUCUCUCUUUCUGCAUCUGCCCUAUCUGCUGCACCAAACCUUCACUCGUCACUCACGCAUUUUGGGGCGGGAGGGGUUCAAUCAGAGGCGGGGAGCGCUGGAGGUCGAGAGGCAGGGCUUUGCGAGGUUAAAAAGCUGUGCAGUGUUGCAUUAGCGUUUAACUCUAAUGGGUUGCCUUGUUUUUGUCCUGAAUGUACCUUACAAGAACAAAAUUGUAAACUUAAUAGCUUGUAAACAAUAAAAUAUUUAUUUUUAACCGUUAAAAAGGGGAGUUGAAAACAAUCUGCUGCUGCGUAACGAGGCCUCUCUGGCGACGCUUGUGAAGACCCCAGACCUGCAGCGGGGUGGGGAGGGUUAGGUUCGGGGGGGGCGGGAAACGUCAGCGACACUGUGAAUGUAACCGGGUGAAGCUGCGGGCCGCACCUUUAGCCGACGUUAGCAUGACUAGAGAGGCGAGCAGGUGAAUCUCCCGCCUCUCUCACUUCCCACAUGGACGCUUUGCAAUCUGUUCUGGUUUUGUAAACACAAAGUGAACCUCGGCUGCAAUAAAGAUCCAGUGACAAAACACGACCAGUGCUGCAUCUGCGAGUUUUUUACUGUGGGCUCACCAAACAACAGAGGAGCACAGCUGUCCUGCAGUAGCACAAAUUUGACUGAUCAGAAAGAGCAGUUGGUACGUUGCAGUGAGCGUUUUGGAGUAAAGAGUGGCUCACUCUUUAAUGUCUGUUCAAGGCUGCUGCUUUUUGUUAAUGUUUUUGUUUCAGUACUUUUGCGGUGAUGUUUAGAUGGCUAGAAGGAGGUAUUUGACCUUCUGGGCUUCCUGGGUUUUGGUGCUCUGCAUGGGUGAAAAGUUGGCAGCAAAAUAUGCAAGAUAUUUUGGUUAAUUUUAUGUGUAAUGUUAUUUAUAGACUGUUCUACCUGUGUCUCUCAGUUGCAACAAAAAA
Messenger RNA from Poecilia latipinna (sailfin molly), 2875 nucleotides. It is a transcript of the gene spire2, whose product is annotated as spire-type actin nucleation factor 2. The record is from RefSeq and is a predicted model, not a curated record. The coding region runs from base 32 to 1624 and encodes 530 amino acids. NCBI's taxonomy places the organism in Eukaryota, Metazoa, Chordata, Actinopteri, Cyprinodontiformes, Poeciliidae. The transcript is spliced from 12 exons. Gene Ontology annotation, molecular function: microtubule binding; actin binding. Gene Ontology annotation, biological process: intracellular transport; actin filament network formation; polar body extrusion after meiotic divisions. Gene Ontology annotation, cellular component: cytoplasmic vesicle membrane; cell cortex.